UAUUGGUGGUGUGUACUGUGCGUGCAGAAAUUUCGUCCAUAAACGCUGCAGACUACACCCACUAUAUAGUUAUGCUUCAAAAGUUUGGUGUUAAACCCUAUUCGCAGCUAUAUAUGCAUAUCUGAUAUCAUCAUCUGAGUGGUAGUAUCAAGCUUAAAGGCUAUAUAAAUGGAAGAUAAAAUUGUGAUAAAUGAAUUGCUGCAAGAUGAGGAAAAGCCAUCAUCUGAUAAUACUAUGGGAUCUACUCUCCUCAGCUUGAGCCUGAAUAACUCAGGACAAUCCCUUAACCAAAUGGGGAUGCUGCGAAUCAAGCUUGAGGAAGCAAAGAAAGAGAAUGAAAUCUUAAAGGCUAUGCUGAAUCAGGUUAAUGAACACUGCACUACUCUUCAGAAUCGCAUACUUUUUGAGAUGCAGCAGCAUCAACUAUCAGCUUCAUCAUCAUCACCUCGCAAUAAUAAUAAUCAUCAUGACUCGCAGGGAAAUAAACAAGAUGCCGAGAAACCAAUGCUACACACUCGGCAGUUUUUGAAUAUUGGCGAGUCUUCAAUUUUAGACGGCAACACAAAAGCAUGUGCAAUAGCAGAAAACGUUGAAAAGAAGAUAUUAGGCAAAAACCUUGCAAGUGAUAUUAAUAAGUACAAUGUUAAAGGUGAAAUCAACAGUCAAAUAACAUUGAAUGAAGUAAAAAGCACAGAAGAUCAAGCAUCUGAGGUUACUUGCAGGAGAGCUAGAGUGUCCAUAAGAGCACGAUCAGAUUUUUCUUUGAUGGGCGAUGGGUGUCAAUGGAGAAAGUACGGACAAAAGACAGCGAAAGGCAACCCUUGUCCUCGAGCCUACUACCGUUGCAGCAUGGGAACUGCAUGCCCAGUUCGUAAGCAUGUGCAAAGGUGUUUUAAGGAUGAGACUAUUCUCAUCACAACCUAUGAAGGGAACCACAACCAUCCACUCCCACCAGCAGCAAGACCCUUGGCAAGCUCAACAUCAGCUGCACUGAACAUGUUCCUUUCUGGCUCAAUCACAAGCUCACAUUGCACCACUACUCUCUCAAACUCACCCCUCUUCUCUUCAUCACCAUCCACUAUUUCCCCAAGUACUGCUGUGGCCACUUUCUCCCACAAUGCAACAUGCCCCACAGUAACACUGGACCUAACCCAGCCCAACAACUAUCUCCAAUUCCAAAGAGCCACCACUUCUUCACAAGACCGCCAUACACCAUCAUUUUUCCCUCUUCCAUUGCAUGGAAACCCUCAAAAUUAUUCUGAGGAUUUGAUGCACUUGUGGUAUAGGGUUCCACUUCCAACCAUGUUAGCCCCAGAGAAUAAAAACCUUGCCCUAGUGGAUGUUGUCAGUGAGGCUAUAACCAAAGAUCCUUCUCUCAAAGCAGCAUUGUUUUCAGCCAUUUCCUCACUCACUGAAGAUCCUGAUCAGAAGAACAACAUCAAUAACCAAAGCCAACUUAGUAAGAGUAGUGGUGGUUAUGACCCUUGUUCUAAGGUGCCUGCAAUAAUACCACCUCAUCAGCCUUGCACUACUCAGUUGAUUUAGUUGUUCUUUUUUAGAGGAAUUUGAUUUAGAGUUAAACAUAUAUAUAUAUAUAUAUAUAUAUAUAAUAAAUCAAAUGGAGAAUGUGGCAAUUGCUUGUCCCAAGAAGAGGUGAGCAAGUAUAUGUUAUAUCAUAUGUGUGUGUGAGAGAGAGAGAGGUAAGUUUUAUGAAGAAAUCUACGUGAAAUAUUCACUCCACGGAAAACAUCCAUUGUAACACUGGCUUUCGUUAGCCGUUCCUUUGUAAAAUAAAUUAAUGAACACAUAUAUACUAAAGUUUUGGCCCUUGUAA
This is a messenger RNA of Glycine soja, 1834 nucleotides long. Its product is annotated as probable WRKY transcription factor 47. Gene Ontology annotation, molecular function: DNA-binding transcription factor activity; sequence-specific DNA binding. The coding region runs from base 169 to 1545 and encodes 458 amino acids. The transcript has 6 exons. NCBI's taxonomy places the organism in Eukaryota, Viridiplantae, Streptophyta, Magnoliopsida, Fabales, Fabaceae. Gene Ontology annotation, biological process: regulation of DNA-templated transcription. The record is from RefSeq and is a predicted model, not a curated record.